Molecule: messenger RNA, 186 nt
Organism: Sclerotinia sclerotiorum 1980 UF-70
Lineage: Eukaryota; Fungi; Ascomycota; Leotiomycetes; Helotiales; Sclerotiniaceae
Exons: 1
Coding region: 1-186 (61 amino acids)
Source: RefSeq, a predicted model, not a curated record
AUGGGAUCUGAACCUGUAAGAUUUGAGCCAACUGUUGCAGCUUUUAGCCACAAGCAGUCGUCUCUGAAGAAGGCAGUGCCAACCACAAUAACUGCGGAACGAUCCGCACAUUUCUUCAGUGUGUAUAAGAUCUGGUGCUGGAGUUCUACUAUUGAUUUUGACCCGUUAGAAUUCGGAACCUACUGA